AUGGAUACUGAAUUUCCUGGUGUCGUUGCAACACCAUUAGGGCAAUUUAAGAGUAAAGAAGAUUUCAACUAUCAACAGGUGUCUUGUAAUGUAAAUAUGCUGAAAUUGAUCCAAGUUGGCUUCACACUGCUCGACAGAGAUGGAAAUAUGCCGCCCACUGGUGAUGUAUGGCAGUUUAAUUUUCAGUUUUCCUUAAAUGAUGAUAUGUACUCACAGGAGAGUGUCGAUUUGUUACGUAAUGCAGGGAUCGAUUUUGGACGACACCAGGUGGAGGGUAUCCGAAUGGCUGAUUUUGGUGAGCUUCUUACGACAUCAGGGCUUAUUGUUGAUGCAAAAAUCACAUGGUUGACGUUUCAUAGUGGUUACGAUUUUGGCUAUCUUAUGCGAUCCAUAAUGCUUUGCGAGUUGCCCAAAGAGGAAGAGGAAUUUUUUAAUUUCCACAAAAAAUUAUUCCCGUGCAGUUAUGAUUUGAAAAUGCUCCUAAAACAUCCUGACCUGAUCAAUGCGAAAUUGCGAGGCGGCUUGCAAGAGGUCACUGCAUUGGAUCGUUAUUUUCGCUGA
Molecule: messenger RNA, 561 nt
Organism: Gongylonema pulchrum
Lineage: Eukaryota; Metazoa; Nematoda; Chromadorea; Rhabditida; Gongylonematidae
Source: the annotation of a GenBank genome assembly